Plasmodium malariae is the source of this 2187-nucleotide messenger RNA. RefSeq names its product exonuclease, putative. Gene Ontology annotation, biological process: nucleobase-containing compound metabolic process. The record is from RefSeq and is a predicted model, not a curated record. Gene Ontology annotation, molecular function: nucleic acid binding; 3'-5' exonuclease activity. Bases 1 to 2187 code for a protein of 728 amino acids. The transcript is spliced from 2 exons. Lineage: Eukaryota; Apicomplexa; Aconoidasida; Haemosporida; Plasmodiidae.
AUGAAAAAUAUAUAUAAUUUAAUAUUAGCAGGAUGUCGUAAGUAUAAAUCCGAUCAUUUAUUUAUUGCUAGAGGUGAUAAAAUAUUUAGCAGGGGGAAAUGUUCAUGGAUGAACAUGAACAAGCCGGUGUGUUACUCGCUGUGUGCGUACUAUUUAUAUAAGUUAAAAAAUAUAAAAGUAAAAGAAAAUUAUUUAUCAAAGAGCAAAAUUUACAAUGUUUUUGUAGUGAAUAAUUGUAACGGUUUUAGGAAAAGUUUGGAGAACAAUACAUUUAAAUUACAAAAUCGUAAUUAUUCUUCUACUAAUAAUAAGGUCUACGUUAAAGGGGAAAUUUAUGAUAUAAUUCCUACCUUAUGUAGGAAAAAAGAAAGUAAAAGUAUAUCAUCAAAUAUUAUAUUUUUUAUUUUAAAACUACUAAAUUCCAAGAAUGUAGCCACAGUAGAGGAAUAUAAAGAGAAUAUCAAAAAAAUUUAUUUUAAUUUGAUAAAAUGCUAUCAUAAAAUUUUUGAAAAUAACAAUGGAAAUGUAGAAUACAUUUUUUCUAUUUUUAAUGACGAUAUUAUAAAAAAUGUUAGUCCUUCCUUAAGGAAAAAAAAAAGAAAUAUGAUACAAGAAAUAGUAUUAAAUAGCUUAGACUUUUUUUUCAAAAAUAAUGAUAAUCUUAAGGAUAAGUUGGACAUAAAUUUGUUAUGUGAAAAUAUUAAAUAUAAAAAAUUCCUUUAUAUAUUAAAGUGUAUAAGUUAUGAUAAAGAGAAAUUAAAAGAAAAUAUUAACGUACAAAAUGUUGAUUAUUUAUUUUGUCGUUUUUUAAAUGACAGAAUAUACUUUACUAGUGCUAUUGAAUUGUCUUCUUUAUUUGUUUGUGAGGAGCAUAUGACUAUUGUUACACCAUUUAAAGAUAACUCAGCAUUUAAUUGUUUAAUUAUAUUGAAAUAUAUAUUACAAAUUCAGUCUAAAAAUUCCCUUUUUAUGUUUCUGGACAUAAUGAAGUAUAAUCAUUUAAAGAGGGGCAUUUUUUGCUAUUUAUUCUCCGUAAAUCGGCUCACAGGGCUUUUAUUAAACUACUGGGGGAGUUUAGCAGCGAAGGAAUAUUUGCUACUGAAUCAAGGAAGAGAAAUGGAAAAAGUAAAAAAAAUCGAAAUUUGUAAUGAUGAGGAGAUCAAUUUUAAGAAUGGGAAAUGUACAAACCAUAUAGAGGGUCCCAGAAAUAAUAUAUGCAAGGAAUAUUAUGAUUUACCAGAAGAGAUGAAAAAAAAUAUUUCUAUCCUAAACAACAUUGAAGAUUUGAAAAAAAUGGUAGUAGAAAUAGAGAAAAAUCAAAAAGAAUAUUGGGUUAAUAAUAUAUAUAAUAAUGAUGAUGUGUACAAUGUUGAAUCGAAUAAUAAUAUAAUAACUGUAGAUGAUAUUAAUAACCAUUUGAGAAGAAAAAAAAAGAGGUAUUAUAUUGCUAUUGAUGUAGAAUGGAAUAGAAAUCAAAAGGUUAGUAUUAUUUCCAUUGCGACGAAUAACAGAAUUUAUAUAAUCGAUUUACUAAACAUUGAUUAUAAUUAUGUAUCCCUAGUAUAUUCCUUUUUCAAAUGGUUAUUAGAAAAUCCUUUUAUUUACAAAUUAUUUUACAAUUUCUCUUGUGAUAUGAAAAUUUUACUUUCCUUUUUUCAAAACACAUCAAAUGGAACAUAUUUUGUAAAUGUAAUAGACCUUAAAGAUCCUUUCCUUGUGUACAAAAAUGAUGGCAAUAAUUUAAGGAUCGACAAUAAUGUAAUGAAUUUUGAACUAUUAAAUAGAAAUAUACUUGAAAAUAGUAAUGUUCUGUUAUUUAAAAAAGUAAUAAAUAAUAACCCAUGUGAACUUAACAAGGAAAUAAGACACAAUAUAAGCUACUUAGAAAGUGAUAUAAUAACAAAUUCGUGUAAAUAUACAAAUAAGAUUUAUUUUAAAAGUUUAAGUGAUUUAUGCAAAAAAGUUUUGCAGAAAAAAUUAAAUAAACAGUUACAGUUAUCUAAUUGGAAAAAAAGACCGCUAACACGAGAUCAAAUAGAAUAUGCUGGUAUUGACUCUUAUGUACUUAUAAAAAUAGAAGAGCAAUUGGUAGAAAAUAAUUAUAUUUCUAUCUGCUUGUCGAAUAGCAGUUGUUUAAUCAAUACAUUCAUUCAGAAGUACAAAUUUAAAUUAUGCUCUUGGGAAUAG